This is a messenger RNA of Equus caballus (horse), 1713 nucleotides long. It is a transcript of the gene SYNE4, whose product is annotated as spectrin repeat containing nuclear envelope family member 4. Gene Ontology annotation, biological process: establishment of epithelial cell apical/basal polarity. The record is from RefSeq and is a predicted model, not a curated record. Gene Ontology annotation, cellular component: nuclear outer membrane; meiotic nuclear membrane microtubule tethering complex; nuclear envelope. Lineage: Eukaryota; Metazoa; Chordata; Mammalia; Perissodactyla; Equidae.
UCUCUGGUGUGUGUGGGGGUUAUAUCUGGAACCCUUUCGCGGUGGGGGGAGGGCUAGGGUGAGCCUGGAAGGUUCCCAGCUACUGGUCUGCUAGGGAGGAAGGAGUUAAGUGGUGCCUCUGUCACCUGAGCUGGGAGUCAAAUUACCUGGUUCCAGGUUCCCCUUGGAAGGAGGUGGAGCCAGCAGGCCCUUGGGCCCCUGGCUGCCUCAGGCCUGGGUGAGUCCUGCUGACGUCUGGGGGGUUACCCCUGGCUAGGAAAAGGGCUUUUACUGGGGAUUUUCAUUGACUAUCUGUCCCCAGGCCCCAGCUAUGGCCCUCCUACCACCUCUGGACCCUAGACCCCCUUCAGAGCCCCUCAACCACCCCCCUGGAGCCCCUAGGGAACUGAAUCUCGUUGGAUGCGCCAUCUGCCCGGCAUCUGGAGAGGAGAGAAUCAGGCAGGAACAGGCCCAGAAACAGGGGCAGGAUUCCUUGGACCCUCUUGAGCACUUCCAGGGUGGGCUGAGGGGCAAUGAGCCUGCUACUGGCCCUCCCAGACUGCCAGCACCCUCUGCCAGUGAGGACCCAGCUGGGGGCAAACACCAUGAGUGCCCCAUCUCUGCCCGCGACAUAUUGGAGGUUGACCAGGGGGACCUGCACCUUUGCCUGUUGGGGCUGGGUCUCCAGCUGCAGGACCUGGAGCGAGGCCUGGGGCCCUGGGCAUCAGCCCAGAGCGGAAUGGUCCAGCUGCAGGCCCUACAGGCAGACCUGCGUGGGGCAGCUGAGCGUGUGGAUGCGCUGCUGGUGUUUGGUGAGGGGCUGGCACAGCAGAGUGAGCCCCAGACCCGGGCCUCCCUGGAGCAGAUCCUGAGGGUCCUCGGAGCCCACCGAGACAGCAUCUUCCGGCGGCUCUGGCGGCUGCAGGCCCAGCUGGUCAGCUACAGCCUGGUGUUCCAGGAGGCCAACAUAUUGGACCAGGAUUUGGAGGUCGAGGGGGACUCGGACGGGCCAGGACCUGGUGGAGUCUGGGGGCCCCGGGCACCCAGUAGCCUCCCUACUCCUGCAGAGUUGGAGUGGGACCCGGCAGGGGACGUUGGGGGCCUUGGGCCCUUGGGGCGAAAGACACCCUUGACACCAGGGGCUCCCUGUGAGCUGUGUGGCCACAGGGGCUCUCAGGGCAGGGGACAAGGCCUUGAGAAUGUCUCUCUUCUCUUGGUUUCUUUGGCUCUGCCCCUCUCUUCGUCUCUCCUCAAGAUCUCUCUCUUCCGCCAGAAUCUCAUCUCUGUGACACUCCCCAUCCUGGCCCCUCCUCAACUUUGUGUCCCUUUGUCAUUGGUUCUCCAAGGAUCCCACACUGCUCUGUCCCCACAGGACAUGCUCCUGUCAGGCCUUAGCCACCGGAAACACUUAGCAGGGCACCGAAGACGCUCCUUGCUCCGGAAGUCUCAGGACAAGAAGAGGCAAGCAUCUCCCCACCUACAGGAUGUGAUGCUGGAGGUAGACCCUGGAGCCCCUGCUCCUGCCUCCAGGUGGCCCCUGACCUUCCUCCUUCUCCUCUUCCUCUUCCUUCUCCUGGUGGGUGCCACAGUGCUCCUGCCCCUGUCAGGGGACCCCUGCUCCUCUCCCGCCCGACUGGCCAGGACACCUUACGUGGUGCUCAGCUAUGUCAAUGGUCCCCCCCCAGUCUGAGGACACAGCCCAGGCAUAUGUAAUAAAUGGUCACUUUCAAAGGA